Messenger RNA from Harmonia axyridis, 1315 nucleotides. It is a transcript of the gene Wdr92, whose product is annotated as dynein axonemal assembly factor 10. Gene Ontology annotation, molecular function: ubiquitin binding. Lineage: Eukaryota; Metazoa; Arthropoda; Insecta; Coleoptera; Coccinellidae. The record is from RefSeq and is a predicted model, not a curated record. Bases 139 to 1212 code for a protein of 357 amino acids. The transcript is spliced from 5 exons.
AAAUCAUAAUGAGUAAAUAACGUUAAAACCGAACAUAGAGGGAACAUCAUAAAUCUCUGUGUUCAAUUCGAAGAUGCUUAUAUUCGGUUCGUUACCAUGGACUCCACAAAAUAGAGUUUUAAUGCUAUCUAUAACAAUAUGGAGAGUCUUCAAAAACCUCAGAUAAUUUGUCAUAACGUUAAAAGUCUCGAUUAUGCUGUGCACGAUGUCAAAUGGAUACCUUGUUCCGCGAAAUUCGUUUCAAUCGGGGGAAAAUCAAAUGGAGCUGGAAUUGUGGAAAUUUUUAGUCUAGGAUCUGAUGGAAUUGAAAAAGUCACAGAAUUCAUGAAGAAAGAUCACUUCAAAUGCGGUACUUUUGAUGCUUCUAAUUUGAGGAAUCGUCAUUUAGCAACAGGAGAUUUCGGAGGACGUCUGCAAGUUUGGGAUUUAGAAGAUACAUUACUACCGGUUUAUCAAACCACAAAACACAAAACGGUUAUUAAUGCCAUUGACGGAGUAGCAGGAACAAGUAUUAAUUGUGGUGCCCCCGAAAUAGCAACAGGUUCUAGAGAUGGAAUUGUUAUGGUAUGGGAUGUGAGACAGAAAGAUGAACCAGUUGCAAAAUUUACACCAACUGAAGGCACUGUAGGAAGAGAUUGCUGGACAGUAGCUUUUGGAAAUUCCUAUAACAACGAGGAUAGAGUAUUGGCUGCUGGAUAUGACAAUGGAGAUAUCAAGAUAUUCGAUCUGAGAAAUAUGAAGCUCAGGUGGUCGAAGCACUUGAAAAAUGGCGUGGUUGGAAUACAAUUUGAUCGAAAAGACAUUAAGAUGAACAAACUUGUUGCAACAACUCUAGAAUCUAAAAUAUAUUGUUUCGAUGUAUCAACACAUCACCCGAAGAAAGGUUAUGCCUUUAUUACAGAAAAGGCACACAAUUCAACCAUUUGGUCUGCGAAACAUCUUCCCCAAAACAGAGAAAUAUUUAUGACAACUGGAGGGAAUGGAACAUUAUGUCUGUGGAAAUAUAAUUACCCAGAUCGAAGAGUGGAAAGAGACUCUGAUGGAAUUGAGUAUGCAGUACCAGGAGAACUAUCACUGUUACAAAACUGUGUUUUAACCGAACAGCCUAUCACUGGUUUCGAUUGGUGCAAAGAAAAAUUAGGAUUAUCUGUUUGUUCAGCGUAUGACCAAUCAGUCAAGGUGUUGAUUACAACUAAAUUAAACCUCUAUUGAUUACAGAGGGAUAUUUCUUUCUGUUGAAAUUCUUAUUUAUUAUUACUGGAUUUCUCAGCAUAAAUCAAAAUAACAUUUAUUUUUAAUAAAUAUGAGAAAAAUA